Drosophila grimshawi is the source of this 1335-nucleotide messenger RNA. RefSeq names its product fibrinogen-like protein A. Bases 77 to 1237 code for a protein of 386 amino acids. The record is from RefSeq and is a predicted model, not a curated record. NCBI's taxonomy places the organism in Eukaryota, Metazoa, Arthropoda, Insecta, Diptera, Drosophilidae. The transcript is spliced from 3 exons.
AGUUUGUGUUUUGGUUUGCUAAAAACUAGACGGGCAAAUUUAUAAUUUACAUAAAUAAUCUUAAUGCAUAAUUGAAAUGUAUCGUUUUAAUAUACUUGCAAUAAUUUUAAUCAUAUCAAUGGUUUUUCUAGAUGCCUCAGCAAACCCAACUGAAGAACUCAUUGAUGAACAGGAAGAGGAAUGUGCAUCGUAUUGCUUAAAGGUAUUCCUGUGGAACACAGUGAAUAUGAACAAUAAAAUUGAGGCCUGUGAUAAAAAGAGUAUGCAAAUGUCUGUUCUGCAAAAUCAACUGGAUGUCCUAAAAUUAAAGGAAACAAUGUACGAGAAGACAAUCAAGGAAAAAGAAGUGCAGUGUUCAAGACAAGAAAAACUUAACGAAGAUGUUGCCUCCAUAAGAGACAAGCUAGAAAACAUGACGGAAAACAAGCAACUUGAGGACAUUCUAAAACAAUUAGAGAGUUCUCGAGCCAUAAUUGAAGAGAAGAAUGAACAGAUAAGAUCACUAAAGACAAAAUUACAGAUCAAUGAAUUCUUACUGGGCACUUGUAAGUCGAAUAUUACAUUAAGUCCGGCAGCACUUGUAAGGCAAGAUAUGAGCAUGCUGGAAACGAGUUGCUCACGUAUUGAAAACACAACGGAAAUUUGGAAAAUUCAAGUACCAGGGAUGGAACCUUUUCGGGUGCGUUGCGACGGAAUUAUUGCUGGUCCCGGUUGGACCGUUAUUCAGCGACGUGUCGAUGGCACUGUGGACUUUAAUCGAAGCUGGGAUGAAUAUCGAACGGGAUUUGGAGAUCUCGAUGGGAACUUUUUCGUUGGCUUGGAGAAACUGUAUCGCAUGACAAUUUUCCAGCCACACGAACUGUUUGUCUAUCUUCAGAACUUUGAUAAUGAAAUUCGAUAUGCUCACUACAGCAGUUUUAGUAUCGGCAGCGAAGAUGAUGCUUACAAACUGAAAGAUUUGGGUGAAUUCGCUGGUGAUGCUGGCGAUGCUUUAAAGAUGAAUUUGAAUAUGAAAUUCACCACAUUCGAUCGGGAUAAUGAUAAACGCGGUUUCGACAACUGCUCCAUUGAGCGCCAGGGCGGAUGGUGGUUUAAUCAGUGUGCAAGAUCGAAUUUGAAUGGACGUUACUUUGAGAGGGAGUUGGACAAGUGGGAAGGCAUUUGGUGGUGGAAUUGGCAGGAAACGCGUACACUUCAAUCAGUUCAAAUGCUGAUAAGAUCAAUAAGUCAAAAAUAAAAACGAAUAAACACAAUACACACAUGUGUAUUUUAAAACUAAUUGUAUAAAUAUAUUGUAUUUCCAACGUUGCCGCCAAUAAAAUAACUUAUACGAUA